Molecule: messenger RNA, 4808 nt
Organism: Stegodyphus dumicola
Lineage: Eukaryota; Metazoa; Arthropoda; Arachnida; Araneae; Eresidae
Product: CCR4-NOT transcription complex subunit 3-like
Biological process (GO): regulation of DNA-templated transcription
Cellular component (GO): CCR4-NOT core complex; nucleus
Source: RefSeq, a predicted model, not a curated record
UUGAGAGUAGCCAUUUUGGUUGCGAACAAAGCUGUGUAAAAUCUCUGUAAAGUAGAAUUAUAGUAUUUUUAUCACUCUGAAGAACAUUUUAUUUUUAGGUUACUAUGUUACUGACGUUUCUACAUGCCUACUCAUAGCCAUGGCCGAUCGGAGGAAAUUACAAGGAGAAAUCGAAAGGUGUUUGAAGAAAGUCAGUGAAGGUGUUGAGACAUUUGAAGACAUCUGGCAGAAGGUUCAUAAUGCCACAAAUACAAACCAAAAAGAAAAAUAUGAAGCUGAUCUCAAAAAGGAAAUCAAGAAACUACAAAGGUUACGAGAUCAAAUUAAAACGUGGAUGGCAUCCAGUGAAAUUAAAGAUAAAAGGAUACUCUUAGAAAAUAGGAAAUUAAUUGAAACACAAAUGGAAAGGUUCAAAGUAGUAGAAAGAGAAACAAAAACCAAAGCUUAUUCUAAAGAAGGUCUGGGUGCUGCACAAAAAUUAGAUCCUGCACAAAAGGAAAAAGAUGAAAUUACUAAUUGGUUAGCUGCUUCUAUAGAAGGUUUAAAUAUUCAACUAGAUCAGUUCGAAAGUGAAAUGGAAUCUCUUAGUAUAGCCUUAAAAAAGAAAAAAAAUGAUAAAGAGAAAUUAGACAGGACAGAAGAACUUAAAGGGUGGUUAGAAAAACAUAGGUAUCAUAUAAAACAACUAGAAACGCUGAUGAGGAUGCUUGACAAUAGUACUGUUGACGUUGAUCAGAUUAAAAAAAUAAAAGAUGAUGUUGAGUAUUACAUCGAAAGUUCUCAGGAUCCUGAUUUUGAGGAAAAUGAGUUUAUAUAUGAAGAUCUUGAGUUAGAAGAUAUGCAGGAAUUUCUUUCAAAAGCAAGGCUCUGUAGUGAUGAUGAAAGUUCUCAACGAUCUAAUUCGCCAACGUCUACAAAUUCCAGUUCUCCAGCUCCUAGUCCAGGUUUAACAAAUCAUUCCAAGUCAAAUAAUGAAGAAAUUUCCACUCCUCCUAUAAAACCUGUUGCAGUUAGGGCACAAUCAUCAGGAUCUCUGUUAAGUACAGUACAAAAUAAUAAAGGAGCUCUUCCAUGUGUGUCAAGAAAUAACAGUAAUUCAUCUGAAAGCAGUGUAAGUAGCUCACCUCCGUUAAAUCAUCACAAUAGCCAUUUUGUUAUGUCUCCUGCUCCUCCAACUACUCCAUAUGCUAUUGCAGCGGCUGGAAAUUCGUCCUCUACAAAAGAGGAAACCUUUCUUACAGCUCAUAAUUCUUCCGAAAGUAACAACAGUAGCAAACCUUUGACAAACUGUGUUGAUUCUCCUCCUACAAAUAACAGUUCGGAAAGUAAUCCAAAUCAUAUGGACAUAAAUUCAUCUUCUGCGACGAAUAUGUUUACAACAGCCAUCCUAGAUCAAAUUUCUGGAUCAGGAUUUUCUCAGCAUCAACAGUCACAACAGCAGCAGCAACAACAGCUUCAAAAUUUUUCUUCGAGUUCCAUUUCGUUGAACAGUAGCGUCCAUUACUCUAACUCUUCAUCUUCUUGUAUGGACAGUGUGAUCAAGCCCCCUUCAGCGGCCGGUGUGACUACGUCCGCUGUCACAUGUUCCUCUGCGGCCAAUAGUGCAUUGUAUAGUGCAGCAGCUGCUACGGGUUCUUCUACUGGACGUAAUAGUUCAGUACAGCCUCAGAACAGUCCCCCAAGCUCUUCUUGUAAUGUGAUAGGAAGUAAUGUGUCACAGUCAACAGUUAACUGUUUUCUCAUGAAUGGACCCGUAUCACCAAAAGUAUCAAGUCAAAUAUACAACUUACCAUCUCUAACAGGAGUGAGUGAUGAACCUAUGUCUUCAUUAAAGUCAAUGGCUGAGCAAGCUGUCUUAAAUGCAGGCUUAGAAACACAUCUUCCUGCAUCUCCUUCACCAUCUUCUACAGAAAGAGAAGCCCAUAUUCUACCUUUACUAGGUGUAGCUCCACUUGGUCCAGUACCUCUUAGUAAAGAAUGUUAUCAGCAAAUUCGAAUCCUGGAUGCUGCUCAACGACACAUGCCUCACCCUUCAGAUUCAGAAAGGUUAAGGCAGUACCUUCCUCGUAAUCCGUUCCCAACACCAUCGUAUUACCCUCAAGGCUUGUCGCAUUGUGACACUGUGGAAUUCUUCCAGCGACUGUCCACGGAAACCUUGUUUUUCAUUUUUUAUUAUAUGGAGGGAACAAAAGCACAAUAUUUAGCAGCUAAAGCAUUAAAGAAGCAAUCUUGGAGGUUUCACACAAAGUAUAUGAUGUGGUUUCAGAGGCACGAAGAACCAAAAACAAUCACAGAUGAAUAUGAACAGGGCACAUAUAUUUAUUUUGAUUAUGAAAAAUGGGGCCAAAGGAAAAAGGAAGGAUUUACAUUCGAAUACCGGUACCUGGAAGAUCGUGACUUGAACUGAUGAGUGAUUUAAGUACUCAUUUUAAAGUUCAUUUGUCCCAUCUUGGUGAAUUCUUCAAAGAACAGGAAGGAUGUGCUUUCUGAGUGUUCAACACUCCAGCCUGAAGAAAGCAUGGCAGUGUAUCUGUUGUUAAUGCACUGGUCUUUCAACUGCCUUUGUGUCCUCACUGCCAGUCACAGCAGAACAACUGGUCAUGCUUUCUCAUUUGUUUUUUUGUUGUUUUAAUCUUGUAUUGUUCAAAGAUGUGUAAAUGGGUUGAAAACUUCAGCGUAGAAACCUCUAAUUAAUACUCAACCAUGGGUUAUGUAAGGCCUGAUAUAUACAAGCAACUAGGCAUUUUUCACAUCUAUGUGUUUAUUUAUUUGUUUGUAAAAUAAUAUUUUAACAGUAAUUUAAGUGUAUUCAAAUAAUUUAUGUAAUGACACUGGUUACCUUUUUUAUAUUAAACAUAAUAUGUAUGGAUAAAAUUGUGAAUAUAUUUUUUGGAUGUAAUCUGCAUAAAAGUAUUAAGAGAAUUUGAUUUAGCAUAUACAAUAAACUUAAUUUAUUGUUCUUCCUAAAUAUGUUCUUAUUAAAAAUUAUGUGUUAGAAUUAAUACAUUUUAUAUAAAAGUUAAUAAAGCAUGAUUUUUCUGUAUAUUUUUAGUAUAAAUGUUCAGUAUUCGUGUUCUUGAUCAGGGGAAACAUUAUUGUAGUAUAUUUGUCUUUACAACAAAUAUGACUGGUGUAUCCCCAAGAUAUAAAACACACUAGUACUGCACUGCUACUUAACCACUGUAUAUUUCUUGCAAUAUACGUUACUUAAAAAGAAAAGUAUAGUUUCUUCUGUUUCCUAAGCAGUUAAUUGCUUUUAAUUGUGAUGCACUAUUUCCAUAUAUAUGAUGUCAAUAUAAAAAAUAAAUUGUAUUGGAUGCUGCUAUAAAAAAAAUAUAACUGUCUAAAAUUUUAAAAUUAUUUACAUUUUGUUUUUCUCCUUUUUAAGGCAAGCCUUUGUUAUAUUACUCUUUCUCUCAUGUCACUGGUGUAGAGAGCACUGAUCAUGUGAUAAAUUUUGUUAAGUCUACCUGUAUCAGUGAUGUGAGAGUCACUGCAUUUAUAUAAAUAUUUAAAGUUAAAUUUCCAGAAAUUGCUUGCUGUUGCUUUUAAUGUCUUUUCACAUCCAUUAUUCUAUAUUUAUAUUUGUUAAAUAAACCGGAGUUACUUAGAUGGUUUUAGUGGUAUUUUUCCUGAUUUUAAAUGAACUUCAGGUGCUUAUGUUUUAUUUUUGCUGGUGCUAAAUAUUUUUAAAUAGUUCAGUAUAUUAUUUACAAUAUGUAUUUUAUGUAUAUAUGUGAAUAGUACAAAAUUCAGCUUUAAUAAUACAUAGUAUUCAAAAUUUUACAUUUUCAUAAUUAUAUUAAUAAAUAAAUAACUUGUAAUUUUUGUGUACUUAGUAGUUGUUCCGGAGAAUUUUAUUCAUUUGAGUUAAAUUUUUCGUGUACGGAAAAUAGUCAAUGAACCACCAAGGAAUAGUUCUGCAAUAUGUUGCUUGUAUGUAUCAGAUAUUGAUCUUAGCAUCGAAUGGUUUUUGCCAUUUUUCAUGUCCCUGAUUAAAGAACUGUUAGAAUGUGUCAGGGAUUUUAUUGUUUUGGCAUAAUGUUUGUACAGAUAUCAUUUGUACAACAUGCCACAUAAUAUUUAAGGUAUAAGACUGGGCAGAAAAAAAAAUUUAAAAAAAUACUGUCUGCCUUGUGUAAGUUAUAAAUAUUUGUAUUAUUUUGUAACUAUUGGCAGUCAGAAAGGUGGUAAAAAAACAUUUUGCCUUUUAAUUCAGCUAUAGGGAUGUAUGGCCACAAUUAAUUGUGAUUCUCAUUGUAAAUAACUUUUCCGAGAGAAAUGGAGAAAUGUAGGUUUAUAAAUCUUAGAACUGUUAGUCAUUAUGAUUGUUUUUCUUUUCAUAUUGUUUUUAGUUAUUUAAUCACAAACCUGGUUAAGGCAUGUUUACUUACAUUUCACUUUACCCCUGCUGGGCAGAGUGUAAUGAUCUGUGAGUGUAAGCAAAUGAGCUAUUAGCAUAUCCUUAUAGAGAAACUUUUAUAUUACAAAUAUUUAUGAUUCCUUUUGUUAUUUUUAGAAACACUCAUAACUGCACAUAAGGUUUUGCAUAAAAUUAUUAAAUUUUACCUAUUUUGCAUUAUUUUAAUUAUAAAUAUCUGUUUAUAAUAAGACCAAAAAUAUAGUUCCAUGAUUAUUAUUUCACCCAUUGGUAUGUAAUGACAGAUACUCUAGCCUGUGAUAAAUGUAGUGUAUUAUUCUACUAUUAGAGUGCUAUUAUUUAUUAUGUCAGUAACCCACAUUUCUUUAAUGUAAUUUGUAAAAUAUACACAAAAAGGGGAGUCUCUUUUUUUUUUUUUUUUUUUUUU